CCAGGAUUUUGAAAGUGGCUUACCUGGGCGGUGCUGGCUCAGGAUUUCUCAAGCUUGCAAAAGCUUCCAGAAGAGCUACAAUCAAUCAGGGGUCAACUGAGACUGGAGAAGACAUCCACAUUCCUUCCCAUGGUUGUUGGCAACCCUUGGUUCUUACUGGCUAUUGUUCAGAGGCUUUAGUUCUCACCAUCACAUGAAGACAUAACCAGGAAGAGGGUCCUUACCAGGAACUGAAUUGACUGACCUUAAUCUUAGGACUUCCCAGUCUUCAUAACUGUGGUGGAGAAGAAUGCAGAUCCAGAAACAACCCUUUUGGCCUACCUGAGAAGAAAAUUGGGGCUGAGCGGGACCAAGCUGGGCUGUGGAGAAGGGGGCUGCGGGGCUUGCACGGUGAUGCUUUCCAAGUAUGAUCGUUUCCAGAACAAGAUCAUCCACUUUUCUGCCAAUGCCUGCCUUGCCCCCAUCUGCUCUUUGCAUCAUGUUGCCGUGACGACUGUGGAAGGAAUAGGAAGCACCAAGUCGAGGCUGCAUCCUGUGCAGGAGAGAAUUGCCAAAAGCCAUGGCUCCCAGUGUGGGUUCUGCACCCCUGGCAUCGUCAUGAGCAUGUACACACUGCUCCGGAACCAGCCUGAGCCCACCAUUGAGGAGAUCGAGGAUGCCUUCCAAGGAAACCUGUGUCGCUGCACAGGCUACAGGCCCAUCCUCCAGGGCUUCCGGACCUUUGCCAGGGUAAGUGGGGGCUCCGGGACAGCUCCUAAAGCCGCAACACUCAACAAUCACAGUUGGGAGGGAUCCAAGGGCCCCUGGAAGGAAGAGGAGACAGGUAGGAGGGCCAGCUGGCCGAUCGUCCUGCUGUGGAUCCCUGGCAUGGGCGUUGGACUCUGCCAUCCCUAUUCAGUGCUCAUCAAUAGCAUGAGGACUUUCCUCCAGGGAAGGUCGGUUCCUGGAAAAGGCACGCAGCCCAAGCCCUACCUUCCUCCAGGGCAUUCGGGUCUGUCUGUGCUCCUGUGGCAACCCAGCCCAGCCUGGCAGCUGUGUGUCUCCUCCUUUCCUCUCUGAGCUGCUUGUUGGCUCUCUGUGGGGCUUAUAAAACUGCUAAUGAGACCUCCAGACAGUUUGUGAAUCCCCGCAGUAUUUGUAUACCUCGGAGGAGAAGCGGAGGGCUGGAUGUGCAAGCACGGAUUGCAUAAACGGGACACACACCUGACAACUGCCAGGUGGGCGACAGAGGGCUGGCCCCUUCCUUCUUGGGGUCUCUCCCCUGCUUCUACCUGAUUCCCCACCUGGGUCAAGUUGACCCUGACACCAAUCAAAAGUUCUCAUCUGAAUUUGAUUCUGGGGUGAGGGCGGAGUCAGAUGCCUUUCACUGACCUUUGAGGUUGUUAUAUUAGGAAAAGGAGUAUUGUUUCCAGAGAGCACAAAGGGUGGAGACACAGACAGAGCCUAUAGGGAGGGAAAGCAGCACACUCAGCUAAAUGCAUUUGAGGACAAAGAACGAGGAGGUGCAGAUUUAAAUGAAAAUGAUCUAAAGCACAGACUUGGAGCCAGUA
Messenger RNA from Hyaena hyaena (striped hyena), 1550 nucleotides. Its product is annotated as xanthine dehydrogenase/oxidase-like. The transcript has 7 exons. The coding region runs from base 394 to 1059 and encodes 221 amino acids. The record is from RefSeq and is a predicted model, not a curated record. Lineage: Eukaryota; Metazoa; Chordata; Mammalia; Carnivora; Hyaenidae. Gene Ontology annotation, molecular function: oxidoreductase activity; iron ion binding; 2 iron, 2 sulfur cluster binding.